CGUUAUGUGUUUUUAGUCAGGGGUAGCUGGUUACAAAACCAGCAGGUUGAUAGUGGUUAGACUGGUGAAGGUUCUUUAACAGAAACAUUCAGGGUAGAAGCCGAAAAUCAGAGAUCAUGGACAGGACGGUCAGUCUUCCCAACCAGCAGGACAGAACCACCACAGUGACUCUGGUAGAGAGCAGCAACGCCCCAAGCGGGCUGGAACUGGUCAGCUCUUAUCAGACCCACAGGGCGGGAGACCCUAUGGACCUGGUGUCCUUGGCAGCACAAGUGCAGAAGGGAGAUGACUUCAUUAAAGCCAAUGCUUGCAACAAACUGACAGUCAUUGCUGAUCAGAUCAGAUACCUCCAGGAACAGGCUAAAAAGGUUUUAGAAGAAGCUAAAAGAGAUGCCGACCUCCACCAUGCUGCCUGUAAUAUUGUGAAAAAACCAGGAACCAUGUAUUACCUCUAUGAACGGCCAUCAGGACAGAAAUACUUUUCUAUCAUCUCUCCCAAGGAAUGGGGUGCGAGUUGCCCUCAUCCAUUUCUUGGUGCUUUCAAACUUCAACAUGACAUGUCCUGGACGCCCAUAGAUGAGGUGGAGAAGAGAGAUUCAGAGAUCGCCAUCAUGAGCAAACUUUUAAGCCAGCAGACGGCUUUACCAUCGUGCACAGGACCCAACUUCAAGGGCCUCUCAGAAUAACGGACUGCUGAACUGGACUGAAUUAAGGAUUAUCAUUGUUUUUAAAGGACACGAGAAAGCUUAUAGUCUUAAUGGACAUCGAUAUGAACUGACAAACAAUCUGAUGGAUGGGAAUAGCUGAUUUUAAAGCAUCUGCUUUGUGACUUUCACACACUGGGUCAAUAUAUAAUGCAUUACCGGAGGCUUUUGUUGUAUACUAUUCAACUUCUGAUAAUGUAUAUACAUUAUCACAGCAUUUUAAGGGCUUAUCUGAAUUUGAACAUAUAAGAUUUGUUCUCUCUGGCAGGCCCAUGAAUGGACACCUACAAAUAAAGUUUUUAAAGUCUAA
Cheilinus undulatus (humphead wrasse) is the source of this 1014-nucleotide messenger RNA. It is a transcript of the gene c3h1orf50, whose product is annotated as chromosome 3 C1orf50 homolog. The transcript is spliced from 5 exons. Bases 117 to 686 code for a protein of 189 amino acids. NCBI's taxonomy places the organism in Eukaryota, Metazoa, Chordata, Actinopteri, Labriformes, Labridae. The record is from RefSeq and is a predicted model, not a curated record.